AUGUAUGAUAGUAAUCAUCUUGACAUGAAUUUAUUUCAAAUUGAUCAAACAUUUGCUAAAAGUUUCUGGUGUAUUCCAGUAAUUUUUCAUUUAUUUAGUGUAGCACUUGUAUUACUUCAUCCUGAAACACGAAUUUUAGCCUGGAUGUUUUUUCGACGAACAUUCAUCCUCUCUUUGGCAACAAUAAUUUUAAUCGAACAAUUUGUAAAUAAUAUUAUAGUGGAGGCAACAAAAAGAAGUGUGACAAAAACUAUAUUUGAAACAUCCAAUACUCCUACAAAUAUUCCUAUUACAAAGGCACAUUCCUUCACUAUAUCGAAUAUCGGCGACCCAUUGAAAUGGGAUGAAAUCCUGAUUGCAAUUCUGCUCUUCGUUAUUGCAUUAAUAUUAUUUAUUACCGGAAUGUAUAUGGUAGACCGAGUGCAACACGGAAAAGAUCGUUUAUUCCGGAAAUAUAUCAAUGAGCGAAAACGUUCUAAAAAACGGAAGAAAAUGGAAUUAGUUCUGAAAUACACAAACAGUUCCAAUUGCAAUGAUACUAAAACGGAUCCAAUUUCAGAAUCAUUUGUUGAAAAUUCAACUUCACGAGAAAAACAUUUGAAUAAUUCUUCAAUUACUGAACAAAAUAUUUCCAAUCAGUCAAUCACAGGACAAUCAUAUGAAACAAUAAUAUAA
Molecule: messenger RNA, 675 nt
Organism: Brugia pahangi
Lineage: Eukaryota; Metazoa; Nematoda; Chromadorea; Rhabditida; Onchocercidae
Source: the annotation of a GenBank genome assembly